CGUCACCACUGUCAGCAAAUCAAAGGACUGCCGGAAGUUUUUAAUGUGGGAUGUGGAGCUUCCACUUUGUUGUGUUACUAGGGUAAUCACGUUUGAACUUAGUUAAUCGCGUGAUUUAAAAUGUCGAUUAUUUAUGUCCUUGUUUCAUUGUUUUGCUGUAUUUUUUCUACUACCGCCGAAUUAGAAAUAGUUACUGAUGACGAGUUAGUAAAUUUAAUAAAAACUGAGAAGUAUGUUGUCGUGCUAUUCACGAAGGACGACUGCGAGCAGUGUGAUCGCUACGAGAGCGAGCUGAUACACCUGCGCGAGGACCUGGUGGAUGCCCUGAACGCGUGGGUGGUGAAGGCCGUGGGCAGUCAACUGGUGCGCGCCUACAACCCCAGCAAGGAGCCGGCGCUGGUGUUCUUGCGGCACGGCGUCCCGCUCAUCUACGAUGGUCCUCUAAACGAUGAACUGAUCUUGCACACGUUCGUGGACAACAAGGAGCCCACGGUGCGUGAACUGUCCGACAGCGACUUCGAACACCUCACUCAGGCCUCGUCAGGAGCCACCACUGGGGAUUGGUUCGUCAUGUUCUACGGCAAUGACUGUGUUGACUGCCAGAGGCUCCAGGCGCGGUGGGAGGCCGUGGGCGCCAAGCUGAAGACACGCCUCAACGUCGCUCGCGUCAACAAGCAGACGACAGGCGCCGCGACCGGCCGCAGGUUCGGGGUCCGCUCCGUGCCGGCAUUCAUCCUUUUUCGUCAGGGAAAGAUGUAUCGCUAUAACAUUCCCAAUUACGACGUUCCAUCGUUCGUGGCAUUUGCAGUGGAUUGGUACAAGAAUGCACGCAUGGAAAUUGUUCCAGCGCCGAAAAGCCCUUUCGACGACCUGACCCAGAUGGUGGCGGACCACGUCAGGGACAACCUGCUCCUGUGGCAGGCGGGCGGGGGCGUGGCGUUCCUGCUGCUCCUGUGGCUGCUGUACCGCCGGCUGGCACGCUCCGGGCCCCGGGCCAGGCCCCCGGCCAAGGCCAAGAAGAGCAAGUAGCGCUCGCGCACUCUUCCGUGGCCCUUUCCCAACUUUCAUGUGGGUUACCAUUAGUUUCCUGUUCAGCACAGACAAAUUGGGUUCAUCUGUAACUUCGUAGAACUAUUGACUUUGUAAGCCAGAAUUACUUGCCUCCGUCCAUCCGUCAAUCACCUUACCUGCAGCCAAUGAGAUAAUCCAAAAAAAUGUAAUUCGUCAAAAGUUUUGGUGACUUAAUAUUUUUUGACUGACAACGUUUUUAAUAUCCAAACAUCUGCAAAGUUAUGCAUUUCAAAUAUUAUAUUAGAAGGUCUUGAAAUUUGUUAAAAUUGUAAUGCUGCUUCUCAUAAAUAUGUUCUAACAUAUGUUAGAACACAAUUAAAACUAUUUUUCGAGUCACAGAAGUGUGAUUAAUUAUGCAUGGCAUCUCAAAACAGUUCUAAAUAAAGACAAGAGUGAAAAAAACAUUUUAUUUAAUGUGUUAUAAGUGUGUGACUUACAUGAUUGCUAAAGUACAUAAAUAAUACAAGAAAAAUUUUCUCCAAAAUUUAAGUGUUCUCAAUACAUAGUUGGCAGCAAUAAAAUGGAAAAAUUAUAAUGGACGAGUGAAGUUUUGUAAAUCGCUCUGAUGCUGACAGAUGGACACGACAGGCCAUUGUAAUUCUGGCCUUAGUAAUGCUAGCCUGUAAAAAUGGGUGGGUUUAAAACUUAGAAAUUCCAAUUUCUAUUUUAAAAAUUUUGUAUUUACAAAAUUCAGUUUCAGCGUAACUAUUUUUUUUGUGUCAUAAUUGACAUAUCAAUAUUUAAAAAAAUUAUAAUAAAAAGUAUUCCAUAUAAAUUAUCACAAAACAAACUUUUUUAAAAUGGUACUUCAAAUAAAAUUUAAGCUGGACUGACUUUACUAAUUAAAAAAUAUAUAUAUUAGGAUGUGCAGGAUCCUGAAAUUAAGAAAACUUUUUAGAUUCCCUGAGGUUUGGCAGGAAAAACAAAUUCCUUUUUUUUUUUUUUUUUUUUUUAAUUGUUAUUUUUGCUGAAAAAGUCUGGUAAUUAAAGAUACCACAUUUACGCGUGUUCAGAUGCACAUUUUAUGCCAGUUUUUAGAUUAAUAAAAUGAUGUGCAAUCCUUAUGCAAGUUUUUGACCAUGGGUAAAAAAAAUACUAAUAAUAUUGCUCUGUGUGGUUGAAUAUUUACGUAAAUAACUAACCAAUUUUGGUUUUUAAUAAAUUAAACUUCACGUGUAUGUAUAAUUUGUUUAAUCAAAAUUAUCUCGGUAGUAGUGCUCUGUGAGCAGCACGGUUAUUGUGCGUGUGCGUUUGCCACGUGACAGGCAUGACAGAGAAACUCUUAAUUACUGAGAAUGAGACAUAGUUCUUGAAGUAGUUUUGGGUCCCCGCGCUAGAUAGGUGCUUUUAUUAUAUGUAUUUUACUAAUGUAGCUACGUACAUUGAUUGUGAGAAGUAAUGCAUCAGCUAUUAUCAUGCAAAUCAACCAGUGAAAAGUUAUUUCAUUUUAUUUUGGUAGCCACCUAUCUUUUGGUAUGACAUACUGCAUCUUCUACUUAUUUACUUGUAUAGAACAUUUUUUUUGUUACAGACCAGUUUUUUCCGCAGUGUCUUUUACUAAGAAAUGAGUCGUCGGGCAAUUAAAUUAUUAUUAUAAAGUUAACAAUUUGGAUUUGAACCUCCUGCCCAAGUUUGUUUGUUAUUCUUCUUCUUCCCCUAAAUGUGGUCCCUCCCAACAGAUAGCUUCACAUGUCACGCCAAUCGUGGUUUCAGUUUCCACUGUAAGAGUUGCACUUCUAUAUCUCCCUCCUUGUUCUAUGGUGCUAUGUCGGCGCCAGCAAGUGACUGUCUGUUGCAAUGUAAGGGCGAGGAGUUGAGGGGAAAAUCUAAAAAUAAACCAGCCAGAGAGAGAGCAAGAAUGUGUGUGUACAUGUGUGUGAGGCCAUGUGGCAGAGUUGAUCAUUGUUAAUGUCCCGUGAACUGGCACAAUAUGCAAUUAAUGUGUCUGUCUUGAUGUUUGUGAUGCAACUGUGCCCAAUUAUUAUUGUUCUUCCAUGAGAUAUUCCACGCUUUCAACUAAACAUUCCAUAACAAAACUGCAGCCAUUGUUGGUGUUUAUGAGUGCUAGAUUUUAUAGCAAGAAAGGAACCUACAGAGAGUAGCUUGCCACGUUUCUCUCUCCGUGGAAAAUAGAUUGGUAAAAAAAAAUAAAACACAAUAGACGAAAGGGAAACAAGGGUAUGCGAUAAAUUUGAGGGAUUUGAAAAUGUGAAGAAAAAAAAGGGGAGGAGUGUGCCGCCUCUCCCCGUCCAGUAAUUUACUGACAAAGAGGUCAACACCAGUGCUGUAUUUCUUACGCGCUAAUAAGCUGAGGCACGGAACACAAAGACAAGAAUGGAACUCUUAAUGAAGACAGAUAUAUGGUGAGACCCUUAUGGUGUAAAUUCAUGAUGAAGACUGGAUAAUUUUUCUAACCGGCUGAAUGCCUACUCGCGACAAGUCAAACUGCAGCUCUAUCAUUUCCUGAGUGUGUUCCUAUGCACCAACUUGUGGUUAGGCAUUACAUUUUAAAUUAAUUAACUCGUAGCUCCUGAAGCGUAGAUGUUGGGCCUAGGUUUUGCAACGGGUUGGAUAAUUUUUCUAACUGCCGAUAUUCUGUUACUGCCAGCAGGUGACCGACCGCUCUAUUCCUUCUGUAGUAAGAUCCGAUGUGCCAGCACGCUGUUAAUUAAUGUAAUUAAAUUAAUAAAUUUUUUGUUUGCAUCCAAUAACUUCUUUCCUAGCUUUAAGUACAUGCGCUGACCGGCAGCCGUAAGGACGACGAGCACUGUCGCCCGCCCCCAGGAGCGCAUGCGCCACUGGUACCAACCCAGACGUGCAUAAACACCAGUGCAGACCGCAAGGCCCAAGUUCCAGACCCCAGCACGAUUCAAACUAUCUGCCCUGACCAAAUAUUCUUCCGGACCAUCCUUCUUGUCCUGUAUUGAACCUGCCUGCUUAAAAUGCUUGCACUAUUUAACCCCGUAUCAAUGAGCCAGGGGUUUUACCUGGUCCCAAAUAUGUAAGGGGCAUAAAAAAAGUUACUUUGAAAAUGUUAGAUUUUUUGUAUGGUAAAUAUGUUAUGUGGUUUAAAUUAAUUACAAAAAUAAAUGAAAAAUGGUACUAAGAAACUUAGAAUCAAGAUUCAAUAUGUUGCAUUUUUUUCUGCCAAACCUCUUAAAACCCGUUGUACUAACUGCUGAUAGUAAAGUUGUAAUUACUGUUGCUCUUUGUGGGUGUGUGAUACCUUCUUCCAGCAGCAAGGGUUGAGGGGAUAUGUGUACGCGACAGUUUGUGUUUGUGUAAUGCCGCUGGAAGUACCAAAUGCUGUGGGCCAAUCAUAUUGGUGCAAUUUAAAAUAUCACAAUGACUGUUGUGUUUCAUUGAUUGUGCUCACUGUUACAGUAUAGUCCAUUUAUUUACAGCAUGUGGUAUGACAUUUUGUUUUCAUUGUUUUUUUUACUGUACUUGCAUCUGCCAUGAUUUUUAGAAUGAAUAUAAAAUUUCUUGAUAUUGGCAAGAAUGGCAUUUAAUACAAAGUGUAAGUUUAAAUUGCAACUAAGUUAAACAUAAGAGUAGCCAUUAAAUUUACAGGAAUUUAUUUUGUUAACAUAAUGUACUAAUUUAACUAAAAACUUGUGUGAAAAUAUUUGUCUUUCUGGCCGCAAAAUACUAAAAUGUUGCAAUUUUGCAACAAUUUCUGGUUUCAUUCUCGCAAACUACAUUUACUAUAUUAUCAGUUGUCAUUACUCACCAGUCAUCACUAGGGAUUAUAAGUAUGAUGGUAUUCCUCAUUAAACAGUCUUUGAAAAAAAAUUUGCCAAUUCCAUGCAUGUAGGAAUUGAGCACCGAACAAUCUACACUCCCAUCCCUAUAGUUUAAAUUGCAUGAAUUUUUUUUUUGUUGGUUUACUUACGGAUUCAAUAAGUGAUUUUGUUCAUGAUAUAAAUAUCAGAUCAUUACUUUGUAACAAACAGCUUUGAAUAUCAGGAAGACACACAACAAACAUGUUUCUGUUUCAGACACCGAGGAAAACGUGUAUACCCUGUUAAGAAAUUUAGCAUUUAAGUAUUGUUUUUUAUUCCUUCCUUGUUGUGAUUGUUGCUGAUUUUUACUUUUGCUAAUAAAAAUAAUUAUUGUACUCAUUUGAGAUAAAAAAUAUAUAUUUUUGAAGUA
Bacillus rossius redtenbacheri is the source of this 5226-nucleotide messenger RNA. RefSeq names its product thioredoxin domain-containing protein. The transcript is spliced from 6 exons. Bases 121 to 1029 code for a protein of 302 amino acids. NCBI's taxonomy places the organism in Eukaryota, Metazoa, Arthropoda, Insecta, Phasmatodea, Bacillidae. The record is from RefSeq and is a predicted model, not a curated record.